ACUUCCUCGAUGAGACGGACAGGCGGGUGUGCAGCAGGAAGCGGCCUGCAGGUCCCUCCCACCAGCACUAUAAAACACAAGCGCUCUUCCUUGCCCCUGCAUUCCACUUCUCUCCUCUUCCUCAUACCUGAGACCAGCAGCCAACAGGAUGUCGUGGGACGCGUACCGUGACCAGCUGACGGCCGUGGAAUCGGUCACAGAAGCCGGCAUCUUCGGGCUGGACGGCAGCACUUGGUCCUCCACACCCGGGCUGACGGGCGUGACGGCGCCGCAGAUUAAGAUCCUGGCUGGUAGCUCAGCUGAUAUGAAUAUAAAUGGCCCGAAGAUCGCCAACAUGAAAUGCAUGCUGCUCCGGGACGAGCGCCAAGACACACAGAGCUUCUGCAUGCACCUGAAGACCUCUGCCAGCGACGGGAAGCUAGCAGUGUGUGUGGGCCAGUCCAACAAAGGUACGGAGACAAAGGGGGGAGAUAGCAGUCUGUGUGGGCCAGUCCAACCAAGCUCUAGUGGUGGUGGUGGGAUCGGGCCUCGGCAGCAAGCUCUCUGGUCCCGUGUUCAACGUGGUCAAAUACCUGAGAGAGGCCGGAUACUAGGACGCCCGCUCCGCCAGGCUCCGCCCCCCCGUCUACACACAACUCAAGAGUUCCUUCAUUUUAGUUCUUUUUUCAAUUCUCCCAUCAGGGAAUAACAAAGUGUUUAAAGGUUGAGUUGAGAUCUGACUUAAGAGCAGUGUUACAUUUAUUACUAUGUGUCCAACCCUUCAUGGGGAAAUAAAACGUUGUAUUCUGAAAAA
Messenger RNA from Gasterosteus aculeatus aculeatus (three-spined stickleback), 793 nucleotides. NCBI's taxonomy places the organism in Eukaryota, Metazoa, Chordata, Actinopteri, Perciformes, Gasterosteidae. The record is from RefSeq and is a predicted model, not a curated record.